AUGUCCAUCUCGCCGCCGCCGCUUGCAGCCAAUCAUGAGGCGCCACGUCAGCUCCCAGCCGCCUCCACCGUGCCUCCUCUCUCCUCCCGCCGCCGCGGCCCGCCCGGGACCGGGGCUGGCCCGCCAGGCCCAUCGGGGCCCGAGGCGCCCAGAUCCGCGCCGCCAACGCUCGCCUCCCGAGCUCCCUCGCCGCCUCCGCCGCCCCGGCGAUGCUCCGCCCCGCCGCCUCUUCACGCCACCCGCCGGGCCCGUCGCCUACUCCGGCGCCGGCCGCCGCCGUCGGCCGCGGCCCCGCUCCCGCCAUCCGCGCCCUCGCCGGCGCGCCUGUGCUCCGCCGCCCGCGCCUCCCCGCGCUCGCCGGCCAGAGUCACGCCGUCCCCGCGCCGCCCGACCUUCCCGCCGCCGUGCGCCACCGCCCGGUCCUCGCCGCCCCUCGCCGGCCCCGCCGCCUCCACGUCACGGCCGCGCCUCCCCGUUGUCCCCGUUCUCAGCUCCGGCGACGAGCCCCGAGCCCGAUCUGGACGAGCCCCGCAUUGA
This is a messenger RNA of Aegilops tauschii subsp. strangulata, 537 nucleotides long. The record is from RefSeq and is a predicted model, not a curated record. Lineage: Eukaryota; Viridiplantae; Streptophyta; Magnoliopsida; Poales; Poaceae.